Messenger RNA from Pleurotus ostreatus (oyster mushroom), 837 nucleotides. RefSeq lists its product as uncharacterized. Bases 1 to 837 code for a protein of 278 amino acids. The transcript has 7 exons. Gene Ontology annotation, cellular component: mitotic spindle; mitotic spindle polar microtubule; mitotic spindle pole body. Gene Ontology annotation, biological process: mitotic sister chromatid biorientation. Lineage: Eukaryota; Fungi; Basidiomycota; Agaricomycetes; Agaricales; Pleurotaceae. The record is from RefSeq and is a predicted model, not a curated record.
AUGGCGCCCCCGACAUCUCAGCGCACACCCCUUCGGCGUAUAUCCCAUGGCUCUCUUUUUGCUUUAUCCCGUUCGGGGGCGUACCCCGAUGCCCCUCAUGGUUUGGGAUUUAUCGAGCCAGCAAUGUCUGAGUUCGUGGACGAGGCUGAAUCACUCCAGGUCAACCUCGAGACAAUGAAGAACCUGAGCGACUCACUUGCAACAUUCAACGAAUCUUUCGCGAGCUGGUUGUAUGUGAUGCAGAUGAACUCACUGACAACGGACUGGUCACAGGCACCAACGAACGCGUCCUUUGUGUUGGCGAAGGAAAGAGCCGAACGAAAUGCCAUCGCAGCUCUAGAAGCGGCGAAGGCAGCGAAGGCAGCCCAAUACGCCAGAGAAGCUGAGAAAGCCGCGGCCGCGGCCGCCGACAAGACCACUAUGACGGCAGUCUCAGAGAUGGAGACGACGUUUGUGGGCAAUACGACGACCAACGUGUCAGGCCCAUCCACCAAAGUGGUGAAGAAGAAAGUCGCGAAGCCGAAACUUACGGCCAGGGAGAAGAAAGAACGAAGUAUGGAAAUCGAGAAAGUGAUUCUGUCUUUGCCGUUGGAGUUUCGCGGGAACGACCCUACGUCGUACCCCCCUUCUGUCCAGAACCUUCGCCGGAACAUGGAAUCUGUUAUAGAGGGCAUGAUGGAUGCGAAGAAGGGCCUUAAGAUUUUGGACCUUGUCAAAGUCCCCGACCUCCCUCAGGCCCGUGUCAAUAAAUGCCUUAUCGCGCUCGUCAAUCGAAAGAUAGUACGGAAGGACAACUCUACUGGUACUUUACUUUAUCACUGGCAAGGAGCCAACUAA